AAUUUGGCAAUUUUAAUAUAUAUAAGCUAACUGAAUAAUUUAUAUGCAUAGGUUUAUGUGCAUUCAUAGGAUUAAAAGACAUAACAUGUUACUUUAAUACAAGUGUACUGAUAAAGGAAACGUAGUGAUAUAUUUUUCAUUAAAUAUGGAAAAGAAAGGAAAAAAUAUGAAGAUUCAAAAGAAAGGAAAGAUCGGAACUGAAAAAUCAUUUGAAGAUACUGUCAGUGAAUCAGACUUUGUAGAAGAUGAGUUAACAACAAAUAAAUUAGAUGAACACAGAAAGGCUCUGUUGGGGAAUUUUGGAAAAGAUAUUUUGGAGGCCGCUGUUGAUGUUUUGAGAGAUGAAUUUAUGCAGAUUGCCAUCGAAGGAGGCCGACAUGGUGCAAAACUUGCGUUACUUGGCAAGGAUCUGGUUGAAAGUCAUAAACAAGAAAUAGAGAAAAAGGAAAGCGAGCUUUUCGAAUUAAAAAGAGAAAAGAAAGAUCUAGAAAAUGAACUACGAAGGGAAAAGGUAAAGAAUGAUAAAUUAGAGAUGUUAAUCAAGCGAAAAGGUGCGGAAAUCAAAAAGAGGCAAGAUGAGUUGGAUAAAAUGAAAAGAUUGAUGAAAAAGAAAGAAAACGAUUUAGCAUCCGAACAAAGGGCACAUAAUCAAAGGGAAGAUGAACUUAAGUCUGAGCUACAAAAGUUGAAGACAAAAUACAAUGAUUUGAGCGGUAAACAUCUGGCAAAAAAAGCUUCUGGUAACAUUGCAAAGGAAGAGCUCUCAAAACUGCGGAAGAAAAUAACAGAACUUGAGCAACAGUUGGAACAAGCUAAUGCAAAGAAAAAAGUAGGGAAAUAGUCAAACAAAUGUUAUUUGUUUUGGAAAUAAUAUUUGCAGAUACGACAGAAGCAGACUCUUUGUCAAGCAGCUUCCUUUUAAACAAUAUUACUGACAUUUUCGCAGUAAUUUGUUAUCGUGUUCUUUAGUAUAUAAAGAAACACAGUUUUUAUGUGUAGUCACUAGUCAGGUUUAAAACUUGAUUAUGAUAAAUUUUAAUAGAAAAACAAAGGAUAUUGAUUUUCCUGCAACUUUUUUUUAUUUACAACACAUACAUUUAUAUGUAUCAUUGUCAUUUUGUUUAGUUUCUUUUGUUACCUAUUCUGACAUCGGACUAGGACUUCUUUACUAUGCGUAUUGUAACGUGUGUUUAUUUUUCUACGUAUACUUUGGCUAGGAGUAUAGGGGGAGGGUUGAGAUAUAAGAAAACUAAUGCUUAACCCCGCCGCAUUUUUGCGCAUGUCCCACGUCAUAAGCCUCUGGCCUUUGUUAGUAUUCAAUUUGUAUGAUUUUUAAUUUUAGUUUCUUGUGUAUAUUUCGGAGUUUAGUAUGAGGUCCAAUAUCACUGAACGAGUAUACAUUUUUGAUUAAGGGCCAGCUGAAGCACGCCUCCGGGUGUGGGAGUUUCUAGCUGCACUGAAGACCCAUUGAUGGCCUUCGGCUGUUGUCUUCUCUUUAGUCGGGUUGAUAAAAUUGAGAAUGGAAAUGGGGAAUGUGUCAAAGAGACAAUAAACCUUGAUGUCUCUGUGACACAUUCCCCAUUUCCAUUCUCAAUUUUAUUAUAAACUGGUAUGCAAUUCACAUGUACAUAUGCACCAUGAAAGUAUCAUAUUUAUGUAAGUAGUUCAGUUAUUGUUAUGUAAUUAUUUCAUUCUUGAUAAAAUUGUUUAUAUUAAUGAAUUAUAGUCAAUGAUUUACCUUCUCGACAGGAGCAUGUUGAAGGAUGUGCCCUGCUAUAUUAUUUAAGUUCCAAAUGUUUGUGUUGAAUACAAUUAUUUCGUCAUUUCAUCAUGUCUUCACAUUCGAGUGAAGUAUAGCGAUUCAAUAAGUGUGUGUCCCACGCACAAAGCGUUACGGAGGAAGAUAGAAAUAUCGAGUGUCCAUCCGUCCGUCCGUCCGACCUUGUAAGCUCUCAGGCGUGUACAAGAUUUUUAUAAAACUCAUAACAUAGGUGUAUACCAGCAAUCAUUAUGUCUCGAACGAGUUUCGGUGUUGUAUCUCUGUUGUGUCGUAGUUCUCUUAUGUAUGUAUUUCAAACGUUUCCUUAGUUUUAGUUUGUAACCAGGAUUUGUUUUUUCUCUAUCGAUUUAUGAAUUUUGAACAGCGGUAUACAUGUACAACUGUUGCCUUUAUUUAUUUUUUUUACUUUAUUUAUUUCGGUGUUGUAUCUCUGUUGUGUCGGAGUUCUCUUAUGUAUGUAUAUGAAACGUUUCCUCAGUUUUAGUUUGUAACCCGGAUUUGCUUUUUCUCUAUCGAUUUAUGAAUUUUUAACAGCGGUAUCCAACUGUUGCUUUUAUUUAUUUUUAAAAGUUUAAGUCCCUUGGAAAUAUUGCUUAUAUAGAAUAUUGCAUUGUUAGCGCUCUCAUGUGUUCAAUUUUUGACAGAUUUUUUUAUCAAGCUUAUCAUAGAAUCAUAGUUUUAUAUUAGCAAUUUCUCAGACGAAAAACCAGUGCCAAUCAAUUUUAUCUUAAAGAGUAAUGUCUUUUGAAAUAUUAAUUAUAUGAACAAUUAUAGCAAUGAUAUCGCUCUAAUUUGUACAGUUCUUGUCAGAUUUUCAGAUCAGCGAUGUGUAGGUCGAUUUCGAAAGUUAUUGUCAUAUUUUUAGAAGAGUUAUGCCCUUUUGAAAUAUGAACUAUUUUCCCUUUUGAAUGGUCUAACAUCACUAAUUUUCGGAGCCCUAUAUAGCUUGCUGUUCGG
Messenger RNA from Mytilus trossulus (common blue mussel), 2737 nucleotides. RefSeq names its product rho-associated protein kinase 1-like. NCBI's taxonomy places the organism in Eukaryota, Metazoa, Mollusca, Bivalvia, Mytilida, Mytilidae. Bases 146 to 841 code for a protein of 231 amino acids. The transcript has 3 exons. The record is from RefSeq and is a predicted model, not a curated record.